Messenger RNA from Hyla sarda, 3301 nucleotides. It is a transcript of the gene SOX9, whose product is annotated as SRY-box transcription factor 9. The record is from RefSeq and is a predicted model, not a curated record. Gene Ontology annotation, cellular component: nucleus. The transcript is spliced from 3 exons. Bases 238 to 1686 code for a protein of 482 amino acids. Lineage: Eukaryota; Metazoa; Chordata; Amphibia; Anura; Hylidae. Gene Ontology annotation, biological process: morphogenesis of an epithelium; oligodendrocyte differentiation; positive regulation of chondrocyte differentiation. Gene Ontology annotation, molecular function: RNA polymerase II cis-regulatory region sequence-specific DNA binding; DNA-binding transcription factor activity, RNA polymerase II-specific.
AGCCUUGCCCACUCCUGCAGACACACUUACAAGUUGACUUGGCAUUUUGGGCUCGUUCGCUGAGCGCCCGGGAUCUUGCGCACAGGAGCUUGGAGCAUUUCCCAUAUGGUUGAUGAUUUCCUUCGCAAGAGACUUAGCAGAUCAGGCGUUCGGCACUAGAGAGGGGUGAGCUGCCUCCUCUGCUUUUAGUCUCUAUUUUAUUUCUUUUCUGCCAUCACCCUCUGCCCAGCUUUGCGCAUGAAUCUCUUGGAUCCCUUCAUGAAAAUGACAGAAGAGCAAGACAAGUGCAUGUCUGGGGCCCCCAGCCCUUCCAUGUCUGAGGACUCUGCGGGCUCCCCUUGCCCUUCUGGAUCGGGCUCAGAUACUGAGAACACCAGACCCCAAGAAAAUACCUUCCCCAAAGGGGAUCCUGACAUGAAGAAGGAGACAGAGGAUGAAAAGUUCCCAGUCUGCAUCAGAGAGGCGGUCAGCCAGGUGCUGAAGGGAUAUGACUGGACCCUGGUACCCAUGCCAGUCCGGGUGAAUGGAUCCAGUAAAAACAAACCCCAUGUCAAGAGGCCGAUGAAUGCCUUUAUGGUGUGGGCACAGGCUGCAAGAAGGAAGCUGGCGGAUCAGUACCCGCAUCUUCACAAUGCAGAACUCAGCAAGACCCUGGGCAAACUCUGGAGGUUGCUGAAUGAAAACGAGAAGCGACCUUUUGUGGAAGAAGCCGAAAGACUGAGAAUCCAACACAAGAAGGAUCAUCCAGACUACAAGUACCAGCCACGCCGCAGAAAGUCAGUGAAGAACGGGCAGACUGAGCAAGAAGAUGGUUCGGAGCAGACCCACAUCUCCCCCAAUGCCAUCUUCAAGGCGCUGCAGGCUGACUCCCCACAUUCUGCCUCCAGUAUGAGUGAGGUUCACUCCCCAGGGGAACACUCAAGUCAGUCACAGGGGCCACCAACUCCACCAACCACCCCUAAAACAGAUGUCCAGCCUGGCAAGCCAGACCUGAAGCGUGAAGGUCGCACCAUACAAGAGAGUGGCCGACAGCCCCCUCAUAUUGAUUUCCGUGAUGUGGACAUUGGAGAGCUGAGCAGCGAGGUGAUCUCCAAUAUUGAGGCCUUUGAUGUCAAUGAAUUCGACCAAUACCUGCCACCCAAUGGCCACCCAGGAGUCGCCUCCACUCAGGUGACUUAUACUGGCAGUUACGGCAUUACGAAUACAAACAGUGCCACCACCGGGGCUGGGCACACAUGGAUGUCCAAGCAACAACAGCAACAACCACCUCAGCAGUCCCAGCAACAACACACAUUGUCAACUCUAAACAGCGAGCAGAGCCAGUCCCAGCAGAGGACACACAUCAAAACCGAGCAGCUUAGUCCAAGCCACUACAGUGACCAGCCGCAGCAGCACUCCCCACAACAGCUCAACUACAGCUCCUUCAACCUCAACCAUUACAGCUCUACCUACCCAACCAUCACACGCUCACAGUACGACUACACUGAGCACCAAGGCUCCAACACCUACUACAGCCAUGCUGCUGGCCAGAGCUCAAACCUCUACUCUACCUUCAGCUACAUGAACCCCAGCCAACGUCCCAUGUACACUCCUAUUGCAGACACAACAGGGGUCCCAUCUAUUCCCCAGACACAUAGCCCGCAACAUUGGGAGCAGCCAGUCUACACACAGCUCACCAGGCCAUAGAAAAAUCACUACAGGCCAUUGACUUUCUAAAGACAAUUUGCCAUCCAGCACAAGUCAAGUAGUGCCCGCUUCAUAUGUGUGUGCAGCUCAUGGCCCUCUGCUGGCAGCCAGCAAGAAUGGGCAGAAGACUUCUAAACUGGACUCUCUUGACACCUCUGUAUAUACAGAUAACACAAGAGAAGUACUUUAGAAAAACCAGCAACUUGAUUUUCUCGGAGAGACUUUGUAAUUCUACAUCCUCUGUGAGGACUAGUCUCUAUCUGAUAUAUUUUUAGUAUGUACUGUGUAUGUUCUAUUGCCUUUAUAUGGGGGUUUAUACAUUUAUAUUUUAGAAGAAAAAAUACAUUGUAAGAAGUAAAAAAAAAAAAAGAAAAGAAAAAAAAAGUUCUCUGUUCUCCGACAACUGCUCAAGUAGUUCUACAUCAUUUGAAUUUUUAUUCAAAUGGAAAUAUUUUUGUAUAAAAAUGUUUUUAAAAAAAAUUUCAUUAAAAAAAUUGUUUGUCUUGCAUUCUUUUUUUAAAACAAACAAAAACAUUGGUCUAAAUAUUGAGCAGAGAGUUUCCCGCCAUAUGUAAAUCAGACAGUAAAUUGUCAUGGGAUUUACUCAAAGUAGGAAAUGUAUUUCCAUGUUUUACCCAAGUGCCAAUUCACAAAUAUUGUGCUUGUAGAUUAUAAUUCACAUGUUGCCUAUUGAACGGUUCCAGCCGGCCUCUAUACAAGUGCCCUUCAAAAUCUCUAAAGAUCUCCAGCAGCAAAAGCGAUAGAAAGAAAAAUUAAAAAUUUUUAGUUUUUUUUUGUAUUUUUUUGGUUUUUCACCUGUUGUCACGCUCUUAAAUUAUUUAUUUUAUAAUAAAAAAUAAUAUUGAUAAAAAAUGCUAAGUAAAAGCGCCCGAACUUUAACGAAAAAAAUCUUUUGUACAAAAAAGAUAUAUAUUAGCAUGCUGCUGAUUUUAUUUUUGCCUGGUCUUUUCUUUUUUGAGAAGUAUGCUUUUUUUGUUAAAUUAUGGGUUUUUAUUGUGUUAUUUAGUUUUUUUUUUUCUCAGACUUCUUUUUGUGUUCUAAAUUCUUUCCUUUUAGUCUCAUUGUAAAACACACAAGAUGCUCUAAUUUACAUGAAAAAAAAUUAAAUAGCCAAACAUUUUUUUUUUUUUGUAGUUAUUAUUUCCAUGCAAAAUAUUUUUCCAAAAACAGAAUUUCUCAACACCUGGUAUAUGCAAACAGCGUUGUACGGUUGAUAUCAUGUCAUCUUUAGAAAUCUGUCAACAUUUUGUGACAAAAUAUUUUUUAUAAAACAAAAUGCAGUUUGACUUUGGCAAAUAGUUUUUUAACAUUUGCUUAAAAAUAUUAUAUACGGUUUAUUUUUUUUAAAGGUACAGUCAUUUUAUUGUUAAUUUGUCAAGAUAGAGCACUCCACAAUGAAUGCCUUCCAUACAAAAAGUAGGCCUUAAUUCCCUCUCAGUUUAGUAACAUAUACAAAGCUGACUUUUAAAGUCCGUGGAUCAUUUUAUUUUAUGUGCAAUUUUGUUUUGUUUUUCUAUUGUUAUUUUCCUGUCUUUGUGAACUUAUUCUCUUGUGUAUUAUUGUUUUGCAAUAAAUAUAAAACAAUGUACUAAAA